AGAGAGAGAGAGAAAGACUUGGGGUUUGAGUUGUGUUGUUGGGAGUCAAGUGGGAAAGAAAGACCCAUGUCUAACUCUGACGGAGCUACCACCAACGGUAACGGCGCAAUCAUUGACCCGCAGAGGCAGCAACAGCAGCAGUCGUCCUCCGGAAACGGCGCUCUCGCCGUUAAGAAGCCGCCGUCUAAGGACCGUCACAGCAAGGUCGACGGCCGAGGUCGCCGUAUUCGCAUGCCGAUCAUAUGCGCCGCACGUGUCUUCCAGCUCACGCGUGAGUUGGGUCACAAAUCCGACGGUCAAACCAUCGAGUGGCUCCUACGCCAGGCCGAACCCUCCAUCAUAGCCGCCACCGGCACCGGCACCACUCCUGCGAGCUUCUCCACCGUUUCGGUCUCUGUACGCGGAGGCGGCGGCGGAGGAGGUUCGAACUCCCUAUCGUCGUCUUCUACCACUUCUACUUCUCUUGACCAUAAGCCUGCCCUUCUGGGUCCGACACCCUUCAUACUCGGAAAGCGCAUACGGACCACCGAUGAUGACGCUGCUAAGGAUGAUGGCGUCACCGUGGGACCCACUGUUGGGUCAAUAGUAGGGCCGACGACACCAGCUGGGUUAUGGGCACUUCCGGCCAGGCCUGACUUCGGCCAGGUAUGGAGUUUUGCUGCAGCUGCGGCCGCUCCUCCGCCAGAGAUGGUGGUUCAGCCCGCGGGUGUGUCGGUGUCGCAGCAGCAGCAUGCUUCGUUAUUCGUUCAUCAUCAUCAGCAGCAACAAGCCAUGGGCGAGGCGUCGGCGGCUCGACUGGGUAAUUACCUUCCAGGACAUCUGAAUUUGCUGGCUUCUUUGUCGGGUGGGCCCGGAAGUUCAGGUCGGAGAGAUGAUGAGCCUCGAUAAUUUUGGAGUUGGCGGCGGCGGAGGGUGGUGGUGUUGUUGGUAUAUAUAUUUGUUGUGUAUGGCUGUAUGGCUUUGUUGUGUGUGGAAAGCAGAAGAUUUUCUUAGUAGUAUUUAUUUAGGAUUAGAGUUCGUUUUGGGUUCUUAGUUGAGUGGAGAAGUCCAUGAAUUAUGGAAUUCAAAUUAGGAUUUUUAGGAGUUCGAAAUUGUUUAGAUUCUGGGGGGGUUGGCGAAGCUGAAGGAGAGAGAUAAAGGCUCACAUUUAUAAAUAACUCAAGAUCGAGGCUGGAAGCGGAUUUCAGAACCUCGAUCCGUAUGCAAGCAAGUCCAGUAGAGUUAAUAAUGUUACUUAUUGUGUUAAGAGCAUGUUUCAAGUCCAAGUCAAAGCUUGGGAUGAUGGGAUUGCAUCUGUUUUCCAAUGGGUUUUUGACUGACAAGUUUGUUCAUUGUUGAGGUAGAAGUGAUUAAUUAAUAGUGCUUAGUGUUUGUGCCUACAAGUUAAAAGACUCAGGUCAGUUCUUGUCUUCCCAAUUUGUUGGAGGUCCCAAGGUUCCAAUGUAGAAUGAGAAAGUCACAGUGAUUUGGCAGUAUCGCUGAAUUAUGGCCUCUCUCUUCCACUCUCACGCUCUUUGUUGGUCUUAUCAUUUGUUUUCAGAGGUGACUGGUGUGUAAAAUGAGCAAAGCGCUGGUUCGUUCUACUCUGCAAGACCUCUCUGUUUUGAGAUUUUUAUCUGCAAUUCUUAUUUAGCCAUUUGUUAGAUUCAUGCAUCAGCGUGAGAAUAAUGUGUUAUAUUGUAUGUAAGUGGAUUGUUUUGGGGUGCCAGUGAUGUGAAUAAAAACCCACCUUUUUCCCCUA
Neltuma alba is the source of this 1741-nucleotide messenger RNA. Its product is annotated as transcription factor TCP7-like. Gene Ontology annotation, cellular component: nucleus. The record is from RefSeq and is a predicted model, not a curated record. NCBI's taxonomy places the organism in Eukaryota, Viridiplantae, Streptophyta, Magnoliopsida, Fabales, Fabaceae. Bases 67 to 888 code for a protein of 273 amino acids. The transcript has 2 exons. Gene Ontology annotation, molecular function: sequence-specific DNA binding; DNA-binding transcription factor activity. Gene Ontology annotation, biological process: regulation of circadian rhythm.